Marmota flaviventris (yellow-bellied marmot) is the source of this 1561-nucleotide messenger RNA. It is a transcript of the gene Hapln3, whose product is annotated as hyaluronan and proteoglycan link protein 3. Gene Ontology annotation, biological process: cell adhesion; central nervous system development; positive regulation of neuroblast proliferation. Gene Ontology annotation, molecular function: hyaluronic acid binding. NCBI's taxonomy places the organism in Eukaryota, Metazoa, Chordata, Mammalia, Rodentia, Sciuridae. Gene Ontology annotation, cellular component: synapse; perineuronal net. The record is from RefSeq and is a predicted model, not a curated record.
CCGUCUGUUGCUUGGGACCCACACAGCCAGCGGCCCUAGCGCUUGGGUCUUGGAAGAGCGUGCUGGGGACGUUUGCCCCAGGGCCCCAGCCUGGCCCAGGAUGCACCGGAGCUGCUGCUGUGGGUGCUGCGCUGCAGCACCAUGGGUCCUGGUCUUGCUGUUCCUGCUGCCCUGCGUUUCUGGACUGCCCUUCUAUAACGGCUUCUACUAUUCCAACAGCCCCAAUGGCAGGAAUCCAGGCAAUGGCUAUGGCGAAGGCCUUUUCAAUGGAGUGAAGUUGGUCGUAGAGACGCCCGAGGAGACGCUGUUCACCCACCGGGGGGCUACCGUGACCCUGCCCUGCCACUACCACUAUGAGCCAGCGCUGGCCUCCCCAAGGCCCGUGCGCAUCAAGUGGUGGAAGCUGUCAGAGAACGGGGCCCCAGAGCAGGAUGUGCUGGUGGCCAUAGGCAAGAGGCACCGCUCCUUUGGGGACUACCAAGGCCGUGCGCACCUGCGGCAGGACAAGGAGCGUGAAGUCUCACUGGAGCUCUGGGAUCUGCGGCUGGAAGACUAUGGGCGCUACCGCUGUGAGGUCAUUGAUGGGCUAGAGGACGAGAGCGGCCUGGUGGAGCUGGAGCUGCGGGGCGUGGUCUUUCCCUACCAGCCCCCUCAGGGGCGCUACCAGCUCAACUUCCAGGAGGCCCAGCAGGCCUGUGAGGAGCAGGAUGCAGCAGUGGCCUCCUUUGAGCAGCUCUUCCGGGCCUGGGAGGAAGGCCUGGACUGGUGCAACGCAGGCUGGCUGCAGGACGCCACAGUGCAGUACCCCAUCACGCUGCCCCGAGAGCCCUGUGGUGGCCUGGACCUGGCGCCUGGUGUGCGCAGCUAUGGCCCACGCCACCACCGCCUGCAUCGCUACGAUGUUUUCUGCUUUGCUGCUGCCCUCAAGGGGCGGGUGUACUACCUGGAGCACCCGGAGAAGCUGACACUGAAGGAGGCCCGGGAGACCUGCCAGGAAGAUGGUGCCCAGAUUGCCAAGGUGGGCCAGCUCUUUGCUGCCUGGAAGUUCCGUGGCCUGGACCGCUGUGAUGCCGGCUGGCUGGCAGAUGGCAGUGCCCGUUACCCUGUGGCUCACCCCCGUCCCAACUGCGGGCCCCCAGAGCCUGGAGUCCGGAGCUUCGGCUUCCCAGACCCUCAGAGCCGCCUGGAUGGCGUCUACUGCUACCGCCCCCGCUAGGAUCUGGGCGGCCAGCUUUGCACCCAGCCUCCUUCCCCCAGGGGCUGUGUAUUUAUUGAGUGGUUCAAUUCUCCUAAUGGGUCAGGGCAAUUUUAGUAUUGUUUUUAUAUUUCUCAACUUAAACAUUUUUAAAAAGUAUCAUUAUUUUUUUGUAAAUCCAGCAGCAUCCAAGUACCAGCUCCCCUGGACACCUGGAGGCACUCCCCGUCACAAACAUUUGAGGUUUGUGAGCCUUUUAGAGGGCUCUCUGCUAUCCCUGAGUCCAGCCUGUGUCCUUCCUCAGAGGAGGCUGAUACCCAAGUGGGCAGUGACCUGGCCACAAGGGGUCAAGGCAUGGUGGCUGCU